AUGGACAGCCAUGCCGGCCCCUGGUCGGACUUGCCGGCGGACGUCCUGAUCACAAUUCUCGAGACGCUAGACAUCGGCGACCUCGUCCACGCCGGCGCCGUGUGCCAGUGGUGGAACGCCUCGUCGUCGUACGUCCGCGGCCAGCACCACCUCCUCUCCCGCCCUCGGACUCCCUGCCUGCUCUACACCACCGCGGAUACCGGCGACGACCCCAACGUCGCCAGGCUCUACAGCCUCACCGAUCACCGGUACUACACCGUGCCGCUCCCGGGGCCCCAUGUCCACCGCCGGUGGCUCGGCGCCUCCCACGGCUGGCUCGCCACCACCGACGACGACGCGGCGCUCCACCUCGUUAACCCUGUCACCGGUCAGCAGAUCAACAACCUUCCCCCGGUCACCACCAUCGAGACGGUGAGGCGACUCUUCGACGACGAUGGCGCCGUCGUCUCGGGCUGGUACGUGGUUUACCCAUCCAACUGGACGCUGCGGGUGGACCCGCUGGUCAACCCACCCAUGACAAUGACCGCGCGUGAGCUAUCGGAGUACCUCUACCUCCGUGUCUUCCUCUCCUCCAACCCGUCCGAUGGCGGCGACUGCAUUGUCGUGCUCCUCCACCGUCCCCAGGGCCAGAUCUCGUUCGCGAGGCUAGGCGACCCGCACUGGACGUGGAUACGUACGCCAACCGGAAACCUGCUAUAUGUUGAUGUCGCCUUCAGAGCCGACGGCCGGAAGCUCUACGGGAUGCGUCGUGACGGCACCAUUCACGAGUUUGACCUCAACGGCGAGCCGGCCCUGGAGAGAGCAACCAUACUCCCCGCCCAAGAGUGCGCGAUGUGGCACACCAACUACCUCGUUGACGCGCCAUGGCUAGGCGGCGACGGAUGGCUCCUGGUGUGCAGGUACAUGAGGGCUGCAAACCUCCAAGUCUACAUGGCAUGGCGGGCGGACCGGAGCGUGCCCUACGAUGGUGUGUGGAACACGCACUUGAUCAAGGUGUACCGGGUGGAUUCCGCGAUGGGGACGGUGGCGGAGAUCAAGGACCUUGGCGGCCAUCACGCCCUCUUCUUGGGAUGCAACAACUCGAUCGGCCUCACCGUGGUGGACUGUCCGGGUAUCCUGCCCAACCACAUCUACUACACUGACAAUGAGGAGGAUUACGCGCUCAACAAGCCAGAGUGCGCGAGGGAUAUUGGCGUUUACAACAUGGAAGAUGGGAGCUUUCAUCAGGUCCAGCCUCCUUCCAGUUGGUUGGACUGGCCACUGCCCGUUUGGAUUAUACCAAGCUUUAAUUUGGCAGUACAACACACUAGAACAGGGCAGCUAGCUAUAGUUGCAUAA
Molecule: messenger RNA, 1338 nt
Organism: Oryza brachyantha (malo sina)
Lineage: Eukaryota; Viridiplantae; Streptophyta; Magnoliopsida; Poales; Poaceae
Exons: 1
Coding region: 1-1338 (445 amino acids)
Molecular function (GO): protein binding
Source: RefSeq, a predicted model, not a curated record